Copidosoma floridanum is the source of this 5013-nucleotide messenger RNA. RefSeq names its product nardilysin. NCBI's taxonomy places the organism in Eukaryota, Metazoa, Arthropoda, Insecta, Hymenoptera, Encyrtidae. Gene Ontology annotation, molecular function: metalloendopeptidase activity; metal ion binding. Gene Ontology annotation, biological process: proteolysis. The record is from RefSeq and is a predicted model, not a curated record.
AUGUCAAGAGCCAAGGAUUAUUCUACAGAAGAAUCUAUCGGAUCAGUCAGUAAUCCUAGUCAUCCUACUUCUGCUAAUACAAUAAUUAAUGAUGCCAAAGCGUCUGGAGUGGAAGUACAACAUCUUGAAACUCCCGACAAAUCGGAGAGUGACAAAAAAAAUUACAGAACUAUAAGACUACCGAACGGAUUGACAGCAUUAUUAGUUUCUGAUCUUCAUUGUGGUGGAAGUAAAGCUUGUGAUUCCAAAGGCAAAAGUGGAGAGGAAGGCCGUAACAAUGACUCACAGGGUAAGGAAAGUAAAGAUGGAGGUAAUGAGGAAAGUGGUCAUGGAAUAAAAAAUCUUACUGGCAAACCCAGUAAAGAAGAAAAAAAAAGGGCAGCAUGUGCCUUAUCCGUAAAAGUUGGAAGUUUUAGUGAUCCACUCAAAAUUCAAGGUAUGGCUCAUUUUCUUGAGCAUGUGGUGUUAAUGGGUUCCGAAAAAUAUCCCCAGAAUAGUAUCACUGAAAAUGGUUACACUGACUGGGAGCACACAACAUUUAGCUUAGAAGUGCGAGAAAACUAUUUACUACCUGCCAUGGACCGUUUCGCCCAAUUUUUUAUAAGUCCUCUUAUGGAAAAAAGUGCUAUCACUAAAGAAAGGGAAACUGUAGAAAGUGAGUUCAAGAUGGCCUUACCAUCGGAUUACCACAGAAAAGAGCGAUUGAUUAACAGCUGUGCAAAAACUAAUCACCCUGCCACAAAAUUUUCGUGGGGUAAUUUAAUAACGCUAAAAGAUAAUAUAGAAGAAGAAACAUUGUAUUCAGAAUUGCAUAAGUUCAAAGACAGGCAUUACAGUGCUCAUCGAAUGACUCUGGCUGUUCAAGCUAGACUAUCAUUGGAUGAGUUGGAGAAAUAUGUCAUCGACUGCUUUUCUAGUGUGCCUGUUAACCAUCUGUCGUGUGAUGAUUUUUCUGAAUUCAAAGGCAAAGAUUCUUUCAUUAAUCCAAAUUUUUGCAAGUUAUACAAGGUCAAACCAAUUAAAGAUACCUGUCAAGUUGAACUCACAUGGAUUAUGCCCUCAUUACAUCAUUUGUACAAAACUAAGCCUCAUAAAAUUGUUUCAUGGAUUAUUAGGCACGAAGGAGAGGGUUCCUUAAUAAAUUACCUUCGUCAAAAAUUAUGGUGCUUGCAUAUUUUGAGUGGCAUCAAUGGAGGAGAUUUUGAGCAUAACUCGAUGUAUUCGUUGUUAGGUUUAUCUUUGAUAUUAACUGAUGAUGGGUUCAAGCACUUAAAAGAUGUAUUAGAAGCUGUAUUUUCCUACAUAAGUUUGUUACGUCGAGUGGGUCCUAAUAAAAGGUUAUUUGAUGAAAUUCAGAAAACUAAAGACAUCAGUUUCAGAUUUAUGACUGAACAAGACACUAUAGAUAACGUCACAACUUUAUGUGUAAAUAUGCAUUUGUACCCAUCGAAAGACUUUUUGACAGGAGAAAAUUUAUAUUCUCUCUAUGAUCCGGAAUCUAUAAAACAAUGUAUGGAAGACUUGAGCCCAGAAAAAGUCAAUAUUAUACUUUUUGAUCGGAAAUUUAAUGAGGAAGACUUUGACCAAGUGGAACCGUGGUUCCAGACAAAGUAUUCUAGUGAAGAUAUACCCAAGGAAUGGGUCUCUCGUUGGAAAGAAAUUGAACCUUUUGAAGAAUUUCAUUUGCCCGAACCCAACGAGUUUAUCACGGAUGAUUUCACUUUGAUAGAUUUGCCCGCCGAUGUACCAAGUUACCCAACGAAAAUCUAUCAUGACGAAAAAACAGAAAUUUGGUACAGAAUGGACCCCAAGUUCCGUCUCCCGGAAUGUUACAUUUACUUGCUUUUGCAAACUCCUUAUGCAACAGAAUCUCCGAAAUCCUCUGCCAUGUUGGACAUAUAUUUGGCAGUGUUGAAACACUUAGUUGUCCCAUCUCUAUUCCCUGCAUCAGCUGCUAAAUUAAAUUAUGAAAUUCUUCCGGACGAUAAGGGUGUUGUUAUCCAAGUGUACGGUUUUAAUCAAAAAUUACCUCUUUUGUUAAAGAAAAUUUUUCAAAAUAUCGCUAACUGUCAUAAAUUAACUACAGAGGAAUUAUUUAAUGUUAUAAAAAGGGAACAGCGGAAAGAAAAAUUUAAUACUUUUAUCAAGUCCGAGAAACUCUGCGGGGAUAUACGAUUAUCUAUCAUAACUAAAGGUUAUUCAACAGCAAUUGAGAAACAUACUGCCCUUUGCGACAUAGACUUUCAUCAGUAUCUCCAAUUCGCUGAGCAUCUGAUGGAUAACUUGUACAUUCAGUGUCUCGCCCAAGGAAACAUGACCCGAGAGAAUUUGUUGAAAUGUGUGUUUGAGUGUACCGAACUAUUGAAAUUCAGCAAAUUAGAUUCCAGUGCAUACCCACAAAUAUUAGCUUACGAGAUACCGAUUGGGGAAAAGUAUUGCAAAGUCAAAAGUUUCCUACCCAACGAUGUCAACUCUGUUGUGACCAAUUUAUAUCAAUUUGGACUCGAUUCUAUCCAUUUAUCUGUUAUGAUUCAACUUUUAAUGCUGGUGAUGAAAGAACCCGCAUUUGAUUUUCUUAGAACCCACAUGCAGUUGGGCUACGAUGUUUGGUGUGAUAUAAGAGAGACGUACGAUACUCUUGAAUUUUCAAUAUCUGUUUGCACUCAAGCCAACAAGUUUUCUACUGAUUUUGUAAAUUUUUGCAUUGAACACUUUAUUGAGAGUAUGAUUAAAUUUGUAGAAAAGUUCAAGAUGGCCUUACCAUCGGAUUACCACAGAAAAGAGCGAUUGAUUAACAGCUGUGCAAAAACUAAUCACCCUGCCACAAAAUUUUCGUGGGGUAAUUUAAUAACGCUAAAAGAUAAUAUAGAAGAAGAAACAUUGUAUUCAGAAUUGCAUAAGUUCAAAGACAGGCAUUACAGUGCUCAUCGAAUGACUCUGGCUGUUCAAGCUAGACUAUCAUUGGAUGAGUUGGAGAAAUAUGUCAUCGACUGCUUUUCUAGUGUGCCUGUUAACCAUCUGUCGUGUGAUGAUUUUUCUGAAUUCAAAGGCAAAGAUUCUUUCAUUAAUCCAAAUUUUUGCAAGUUAUACAAGGUCAAACCAAUUAAAGAUACCUGUCAAGUUGAACUCACAUGGAUUAUGCCCUCAUUACAUCAUUUGUACAAAACUAAGCCUCAUAAAAUUGUUUCAUGGAUUAUUAGGCACGAAGGAGAGGGUUCCUUAAUAAAUUACCUUCGUCAAAAAUUAUGGUGCUUGCAUAUUUUGAGUGGCAUCAAUGGAGGAGAUUUUGAGCAUAACUCGAUGUAUUCGUUGUUAGGUUUAUCUUUGAUAUUAACUGAUGAUGGGUUCAAGCACUUAAAAGAUGUAUUAGAAGCUGUAUUUUCCUACAUAAGUUUGUUACGUCGAGUGGGUCCUAAUAAAAGGUUAUUUGAUGAAAUUCAGAAAACUAAAGACAUCAGUUUCAGAUUUAUGACUGAACAAGACACUAUAGAUAACGUCACAACUUUAUGUGUAAAUAUGCAUUUGUACCCAUCGAAAGACUUUUUGACAGGAGAAAAUUUAUAUUCUCUCUAUGAUCCGGAAUCUAUAAAACAAUGUAUGGAAGACUUGAGCCCAGAAAAAGUCAAUAUUAUACUUUUUGAUCGGAAAUUUAAUGAGGAAGACUUUGACCAAGUGGAACCGUGGUUCCAGACAAAGUAUUCUAGUGAAGAUAUACCCAAGGAAUGGGUCUCUCGUUGGAAAGAAAUUGAACCUUUUGAAGAAUUUCAUUUGCCUGAACCCANCAAAGUAUACGGGUUCAAUCAAAAAUUACCUCUUUUGUUAAAAAAAAUAUUUCAAAAUAUUGUCACCUGUCAUGAUCUAACCACAGAGGAUUUAUUUAAUGUUAUGAAAAGAGAGCAGUGUAAAGAAAAAUUCAACACCUUUAUAAAACCAAAUAAACUUUGUCGGGAUGUACGAUUAUCUAUCAUAACUAAAGGUUAUUCAACAGCAAUUGAGAAACAUACUGCCCUUUGCGACAUAGACUUUCAUCAGUAUCUCCAAUUCGCUGAGCAUCUGAUGGAUAACUUGUACAUUCAGUGUCUCGCCCAAGGAAACAUGACCCGAGAGAAUUUGUUGAAAUGUGUGUUUGAGUGUACCGAACUAUUGAAAUUCAGCAAAUUAGAUUCCAGUGCAUACCCACAAAUAUUAGCUUACGAGAUACCGAUUGGGGAAAAGUAUUGCAAAGUUAAAAGUUUCCUACCCAAAGAUGUCAACUCUGUUGUGACCAAUUUAUAUCAAUCUGGACUCGAUUCUAUCCAUCUAUCUGUUGUGAUUGAUCUUUUAAUGUUGAUCAUAGAAGAACCAGUAUUCAAUAUCCUUAGAACCCAAGAGCAAUUGGGCUACGAUGUUUCGUGUAUGCUAAGAGACACGUACGAUGCUCUCGGUUUUUCAAUAACCGUUUGCACUCAAGCCAACAAGUUUUCUACUGAUCACGUGGACAAAAGUAUCGAAAAUUUUCUUCAAGGCAUGAUGAAGACCCUCAAAAGCAUGUCUCAAGAAGAAUACGGUGAUUUUAAAAAGUCUCUCAUUGAGACCAAAAAAUGCGUGGAUGUUAAUCUCAAAGAAGAGGUUUCUAGAAAUUGGUCUGAAAUAACUAGAAACAAGUAUGUUUUUGAUAGAUUUGAAAAGGAAAUCGAUGCCAUAGAAUCUAUUAAGAAAAGCGAGUUGAUUCAGUGGUUCAAGGAUCACUCAUUGAAAGGAAAAAAUUUCAGAAAAUUGAGUGUUCACGUAGUGGGAACUGCCAAUCCAUCCACUGAUGACAAGAAUAUCGAAACUUGUGAGAAUGAAAAUAAGGAAAAGGAAAAAUACUGCUUACAGUUUUUAACUCUCGAAGAUGGUGCGGAAAAAAAGGCUUCAGAUGCCUCCAUUACAGAUAUCAAAGCUUUUAAAAGUAAACUGAAGUUGUUGAAUACACGUCUAUAAAAAUUAAGCUCAUUCUAUUAUGAACUCAAAUUAAUAAAAAUAGAUUUAUGA